CCAGGCCUAUUCACUGCAUGUAUCUUCAUGAGACAGAAUUAAUCUUUUUUUUUCUGUACACAAUUUGAAGAAAUGUAAACUUGACUUAUUUUGACACACAUAUUCUCUUGUGUAGGUAAGCUCAUAUCACAUACAGUAUGUAUAGAAUUUAGUCCACAAGAAUAUGUAAUAUAUAGUGAAUCUACAGCUGCUAAUAUUAUGAGGAAUAGGUUUUAAUUGGUGUUAAUUAAAGCCUGUUUUGUAUAACAUACACCUACUUGCAGGGUCAUAUGCUUUUCAUUAUAAUAAAAGUGUGGCCUAAGUUAAACCACAUUAGUCCAUAUCUGGUCACUACUUCACACAUCCCAUGUAAACUGAUUGCUGUUUGUAGGUACUUACGCAUAACCCCAUGCAUCCACCAUGCUCAGACCAAAGAUCAGCUGAUGCUAUAUCCUCUUGCCCCAUUUCAUGUCAUGCAUUUGGAGCUACAUUUGACUGAAUAUGUUUGUCAGAAAUAUAACAUUGUACUGGACCGUCCAAAAAAGUUACAGGGAAAGUCUCAUCUAAAUGGACUGCACAAAGCUGGAGAUGUGGUUUUAGGUGGGAUAUUUGAGAUCCACUUCUUUUCUGUCUUUCCUGACCUGUCUUUUACCUCAGAGCCACAGCAGCCUACCUGCCAUGGUUUUUUAAUUUUAGGGUUCAGGACUGCCAUGACUAUGAUCUUUGCAAUUGAUGAGAUCAACAGAAACACCAACCUGCUACCUAAUGUGACUCUGGGAUACAGUCUUUAUGAUAACUGCUACAAACUACAGAUAGGAUUUCGUGCAGCAAUGUCACUCAUCAGUGGUCAAGAAGAGAAGUUUAUAUUAGAUGAGACCUGUCAAGGAACCCCUCCAGUCAUGGGGAUUGUGGGUGAUUCUUUUUCUACAAGUUCUAUCGCCAUCGCCUAUGUCACAGGUUCUUACAGAGUACCAAUGGUGAGUUACUUUGCCACAUGUUCCUGUCUGAGUGACCGGCAGAAGUUUCCAUCUUUCUUUAGGACGAUCCCAAGUGAUGGUUUCCAGGUGCGUGCUAUGAUUCAGAUUCUAAACCACUUCGGCUGGACUUGGGCAGGUCUGCUGGUCAGUGACGAUGACUAUGGGCUCCAUGCCGUUCAAUCUUUCCAGUCUGAAUUUGUCCAGUCUGGUGGAGGUUGUCUGGCCUAUGUUGAGAUCUUGCCCUGGGAAAAUGACCGAGCUGAAAUAAAGAGGAUUGUGGAUGUGAUAAAGAAAUCCACAGCUCGUGUGGUCAUUGGGUUUGCACAUGAGAGUUACAUGAUAAACCUUAUUGAAGAGUUGCUGAGGCAGAAUGUGACAGGCCUGCAGUGGAUUGCAAGUGAAUCCUGGAUAGCAGUUACUGUAUUUCAGACCCCCCAUCUCAUGCCAUACCUGGCUGGCAUUCUAGGCAUCGCCAUCCAUCGAGGAGAAAUACCAGGGCUCAGGGAAUACCUGCUACAAAUACGUCCAGACCUUCACCACAACAACAGCUAUGGAAAUAACAUAGUGAAACUGUUUUGGGAAUACACAUUUCAGUGUAGAUUCCCACCACCUCCAGAGGGUUGGGUGGACGAUGGAGGAGCAUUAUGUACUGGGCAGGAAAAUCUAGAGGAUGUGGAGACUGAGUUGUUGGAUGUUUCCAAUCUCAGGCCAGAGUAUAAUGUGUACAAGGCUGUGUAUGCUCUGGCCUAUGCCCUUGAUGACAUGCUGCAGUGUGAGCCAGGGAGAGGGCCUUUCAGUGGGCACAGCUGUGGCAAUUUGAAAAGACUGGAGCCAUGGCAGCUUCUACAUUAUUUGCAAAAGGUCAACUUCACCACAUCAUUUGGUGAUCAAGUGUCAUUUGAUGAGAAUGGUGAUGCUUUCCCAAUCUAUGAUGUCAUGAACUGGCUGCAGCUCCCUGAUGGAACAAUAAAACUGCAGAAUGUGGGUGAGGUUAGAAGGUCGGCAUUCAAAGGGGAAGAACUCACAAUUGAUGAAAAUAAAAUCUUCUGGAACUUUAAGUCCAAAAAGCCACCCCGGUCUGUGUGUAGUGAAAGCUGUUCUCCAGGUACCCGCAUGGCCAGAAAGAAAGGGGAACCUGUGUGCUGUUUUGACUGCAUCCCUUGUUCUGAAGGAAAGAUCAGUAAUGAGACUGAUUCCAUGGAGUGCAAGAGUUGUCCAGGGGACUUCUGGUCCAGCCCAAACCGUGACAACUGUGUUCCUAAAAAAACAGAGUUCCUUUCCUUCCAAGAGCCUCUGGGUAUCUGCUUGACAGCUGGCUCAUUACUUGGCACAUCUAUCUGUGCUAUUGUCCUGGGGAUCUUCACCUUUCAUCGAAGCACACCUAUGGGGCAGUUUCAUCUAAAUGGGAUGCACAAAGCUGGAGAUGUGGUUCUAGGUGGGCUGUUUGAGAUCAACUUCUUUUCUGUCUUUCCUGACCUGUCUUUUACAUCAGAGCCACAACAGCCUACCUGCUAUGGUUUUUACAUUCCAGGGUUCAGGGCUGCCAUGACUAUGACCUUUGCAAUUGAUGAGAUCAACAGAAACACCAACCUGCUACCUAAUGUGACUCUGGGAUACAGUCUUUAUGAUAACUGCUAUAAACUACAGAUAGGAUUUCGUGCAGCAAUGUCACUCAUCAGUGGUCAAGAGGAGCAGUUUAUAUUAGACAAGACCUGUGUAGGAACCCCUCCAGUCAUAGGGAUUGUGGGUGAUUCUUUUUCUACAAGUUCUAUUGCCAUCUCCUCUGUCAUAGGUUCAUACAGCGUACCAAUGGUGAGUUAUUUUGCCACAUGUUCCUGUCUGAGUGACCGGCAGAAGUUUCCAUCCUUCUUUAGGACGAUCCCAAGUGAUGCUUUCCAGGUGCGUGCUAUGAUUCAGAUUUUGAACCACUUUGGCUGGACUUGGGCAGGUCUACUGGUCAGUGAGGAUGACUAUGGACUCCACGCUGCUCGAUCCUUCCAAUCUGACUUUGUUCGGUAUGGUGGCGGUUGUCUGGCCUACACUGAGAUCUUACCCUGGGAAAAAGACCAAGCUAAACUAAGGAGGAUUGUGGAUGUGAUGAAGAAAUCCACAGCUCGUGUGGUCAUUGGUUUUGCACAUGAGAGUAACAUGAUUAAUCUCAUGGAAGAGGUGCUGAGGCAGAAUGUGACAGGCCUUCAGUGGAUUGCAAGUGAAUCCUGGAUAGCAGCUCCUGCAUUUCAGACCCCCCAUCUCAUGCCGUGCCUGGCUGGCAUGCUAGGCAUUGCCGUCCGUCGAGGAGAAAUACCAGGGCUCAGGGAAUACCUGCUACAAAUACGUCCUGAUCAACACCACAACAACAGCUAUGGAAAUAACAUAGUGAAACUGUUUUGGGAAUAUACAUUUCAAUGUAGAUUCACACCACCCUCUGCAGGUUGGGUGGAGGCUGGGGGAGCAUUAUGUACUGGACAGGAAAAUCUAGAGGAUGUGGAGACUGAGUUGUUGGAUGUUUCCAACCUCAGGCCAGAGUAUAAUGUGUACAAGGCUGUGUAUGCUCUGGCCUAUGCCCUUGAUGACCUGCUGCAGUGUGAGCCAGGGAGAGGGCCUUUCAGCGGGCACAGCUGUGGAAAUUUGCAAAGACUGGAGCCAUGGCAGGUUCUCCAUAAUCUGCAAAAGGUCAACUUCACCACAUCAUUUGGUGAUCAAGUGUCAUUUGAUGAGAAUGGCGAUGCUUUACCAAUAUAUGAUAUCAUGAACUGGCUGCAGCUCCCUGAUGGAACAAUAAAACUGCAGAAUGUGGGUGAGGUCAAGAGGUCGGCUUUCAAAGGGGAAGAACUCAGAAUUGAUGAAGAUAAAAUCUUCUGGAACUUUGAAUCUACUAAGCCACCACGGUCUGUGUGUAGUGAAAGCUGUCCUCCAGGCACCCGCAUGGCCAGAAAGAAAGGGGAACCUGUGUGCUGCUUUGACUGCAUCCCUUGUUCUGAGGGAAAGAUCAGUGAUGAGACGGACUCCAUGGAGUGCAAGAGCUGUCCAGGGGACUUCUGGUCCAGCCCUGAGCGUGACAACUGCGUUCCUAAGAAAACAGAGUUCCUGUCCUUCCAUGAGCCUCUGGGUAUCUGCUUGACAGCUGGCUCAUUACUUGGCACAUCUAUCUCUGCUAUUGUCCUGGGGAUCUUCACCUUUCAUCGAAGCACACCUAUGGGGCAGUUUCAUCUAAAUGGGAUGCACAAAGCUGGAGAUGUGGUUCUAGGUUCAUACAGCGUACCAAUGGUGAGUUAUUUUGCCACAUGUUCCUGUCUGAGUGACCGGCAGAAGUUUCCAUCCUUCUUUAGGACGAUCCCAAGUGAUGCUUUCCAGGUGCUGAGGCAGAAUGUGACAGGCCUUCAGUGGAUUGCAAGUGAAUCCUGGAUAGCAGCUACUGCAUUUCAGACCCCCCAUCUCCUGCCAUACCUGGCUGGCAUUCUAGGCAUCGCCAUCCGUCGAGGAGAAAUACCAGGGCUCAGGGAAUACCUGCUACAAAUACGUCCAGACCUUUACCACAACAACAGCUAUGGAAAUAACAUAGUGAAACUGUUUUGGGAAUACACAUUUCAGUGUAGAUUCCCACCACCUCCAGAGGGUUGGGUGGACGAUGGAGGAGCAUUAUGUACUGGGCAGGAAAAUCUAGAGGAUGUGGAGACUGAGUUGUUGGAUGUUUCCAAUCUCAGACCAGAGUAUAAUGUGUACAAGGCUGUGUAUGCUCUGGCCUACGCCCUUGAUGACAUGCUGCAGUGUGAGCCAGGGAGAGGGCCUUUCAGUGGGCACAGCUGUGGCAAUUUCAAAAGACUGGAGCCAUGGCAGGUUCUUCAUUAUUUGCAAAAGGUGAACUUCAUCACCUCAUUUGGUGAUCAAAUGUCAUUUGAUGAAAAUGGCGAUGCCUUACCAAUAUAUGAUAUCAUGAACUGGCUGCAGCUCCCUGAUGGAACAAUAAAACUGCAAAAUGUGGGUGAGGUUAAGAGGUCGGCAUUCAAAGGUGAAGAACUCAUAGUUGAUGAAGAUAAGAUAUUCUGGAACUUGAAAUCACAAAAGCCACCACGGUCUGUGUGUAGUGAAAGCUGUCCUCCAGGUACCCGCAUGGCCAGAAAGAAAGGGGAACCUGUGUGCUGUUUUGACUGCAUCCCUUGUUCUGACGGAAAGAUCAGUAAUGCGACUGAUUCCAUGGAGUGCACCAGUUGUCCAGAGGACUUCUGGUCCAGUCCCCAGCGUGACCACUGUGUUCCGAAGAAAACAGAGUUUCUCUCCUACCAUGAGCCUCUGGGUAUCUGCUUGACUAUAACCUCAUUACUUGGCACAUGUAUGUGUGCUAUUGUCCUGGUCAUCUUUAUCUAUCAUCAUAGCACACCUAUGCUGAAGAGUUGGACAGGAAACAGGGGACAGUUUCAUCUUAAUGAGAUACAAAAGGCUGGAGAUGUUGUUUUAGGUGGGCUAUUUCAGGUCCACUUCUUCUCUGUGCUUCCUGACCUGUCUUUUACCUCAGAGCCACCACAGCCUACUUGUUAUGGUUUUGAUGUUGUAGGAUUUAGGAGGGUCCAGACCAUGGCCUUUGCCAUUGAUGAGAUCAACAGAAACUCCAAUCUGCUACCUAAUGUGACUCUGGGAUACAGUCUUUACGAUCACUGUGUCAAACUAGGGAUUUCAUUUCGUGCAGGAUUAUCUGCAGUCAGUGGUCAAGAGGAGCAGAUUAUAUUAGAUGAGACCUGUGCAGGAACUCCUCCAGUCAUAGGGAUUGUGGGUGAUGCUUCUUCUACACAUUCUAUUGCAAUUUCCUCUGUCUUAGGUUUGUACAGAGUACCUAUGUUUCCAUCCUUCUUUAGGACAAUCCCAAGUGACGCUUUCCAGGUGCAGGCUAUGAUUCGAUUACUCACACGUUUUGGCUGGAGCUGGGCAGGUCUGCUGGUCAGUGAUGAUGACUACGGACUCCACGCUGCUCGGUCCUUCCAAUCUGACCUGGCACACUCUGGUGGAGGUUGUCUUGCCUACUUAGAGGUGUUACCAUGGAGCAAUGACCCAAAUGAACUAAGGAGGAUCGUGGAUGUGAUGAAGAAAUCCACAGCUCGUGUGGUCAUUGUGUUUGCACAUGAGAGUUACAUGAUGAACCUCAUGGAAGAGGUGGUGAAGCAGAAUGUGACAGGCCUGCAGUGGAUGGCCAGUGAAGCCUGGACAGCUUCUACUGUCCUCCAGACACCUGACUUCAUGACUUACCUGGCUGGCACACUUGGCAUUGCCAUCCGUCGAGGAGAAAUUCCAGGCUUCAAGGAAUUCCUGCUACAAAUUCGUCCUGACAUAGACCAAAACAACGGCUACAGAAAUACCAUGGUAAGCCAAUUUUGGGAGUUCACAUUUAAAUGUAAAUUCACACCACCCCCAGCAGGUUGGGUGGAGGCUGGGGGAGCUGUAUGUACUGGACAGGAAAAUCUAGAGGAUGUGGCGACUGAGUUGUUGGAUGUUUCUGAUCUCAGGCCAGAGUAUAAUGUGUACAAGGCUGUGUAUGCUCUGGCCUACGCCCUUGAUGACAUGCUGCAGUGUGAGCCAGGGAGGGGGCCUUUCAGUGGGCACAGCUGUGGCAGUUUGAAAAGGCUGGAGCCAUGGCAGCUAGUGUAUUACCUGGCAAAAGUUAACUUCACUACAACAUUUGGUGAUCAAGUUUCAUUUGAUGAGAAUGGUGAUGCCUUAGCAAUCUAUGAUGUCAUGAACUGGCUGUGGCUCCCAGAUGGAACAACUAAAGUUCAGAAUGUGGGUGAGGUCAAAAGGUCAGCAUUCAUAGAUGAAGAACUCACAAUUGAUGAAGACAAAAUCUUCUGGAACUUUGAAACAAAAAAGCCACCCCGCUCAGUGUGCAGUGAAAGCUGUCCUCCAGGUACCCGCAUGGCCAGAAAGAAAGGGGAACCUGUGUGCUGUUUUGACUGCAUCCUUUGUUCUGAGGGGAAGAUCAGUAAUGGCACUGAUGCCAUGGAGUGCACCAGCUGUCCUGAGGACUUCUGGUCCAGCCCCCAGCGUGACCACUGUGUUCCGAAGAAAACAGAGUUUCUCUCCUAUCAUGAGCCUUUAGGUAUUGGCUUGACAGCUGCCUCUUUGCUGGGCACAUGUAUGUGUGCUGUUGUCAUGGGCAUCUUUAUUUAUCAUCACAGCACACCCAUAGUACGUGCCAACAAUUCGGAGCUGAGUUUCCAGUUACUGCUGUCUCUGAAGCUUUGUUUCCUGUGUUCACUGCUGUUUAUCGGUCGUCCCAGACUGUGGACAUGCCAGCUGAGACAUGCAGCAUUUGGGAUCAGCUUUGUGCUUUGUGUCUCAUGCAUUUUGGUAAAAACCAUGGUGGUUCUAGCUGUAUUCAAGGCCUCCAAGCCAGGAGGGGGAGCCAGUCUGAAGUGGUUUGGAGUUCUGCAGCAGAGAGGGAUUGUUAUUGUUCUCACAUCUGUUCAGGCAGCAGUCUGCACUGCAUGGAUUGUAUGUGCCUCACCAACUCCUCAUAAAAACACUCAGUACUACAAUGACAAGAUAGUUUAUGAGUGUGCAGUUGGAUCCACAGUUGGUUUUGCAGUGUUACUGGGCUAUAUUGGCUCAUUGGCUUUACUCAGUUUUCUGAUUGCAUUUAUAGCAAGGAAUCUUCCAGAUAGUUUCAAUGAGGCAAAACUCAUCACCUUCAGCAUGCUGAUCUUCUGUGCUGUGUGGGUGGCCUUUGUCCCUGCUUAUAUUAGCUCACCAGGCAAAUAUGCAGAUGCAGUGGAGGUGUUUGCCAUAUUGGCCUCCAGUUUUGGUCUCUUGGUGGCACUGUUUGGACCCAAAUGUUACAUAAUCCUGCUGAGACCAGAGAGAAACACUAGGAAAGCAAUCAUGGGUCGAGAAAUUCAAACAUAAUAAAGGCACUUAUUUUCACAAUA
Acanthopagrus latus (yellowfin seabream) is the source of this 7870-nucleotide messenger RNA. RefSeq lists its product as uncharacterized. NCBI's taxonomy places the organism in Eukaryota, Metazoa, Chordata, Actinopteri, Spariformes, Sparidae. The transcript has 37 exons. Gene Ontology annotation, cellular component: membrane. The record is from RefSeq and is a predicted model, not a curated record. The coding region runs from base 270 to 7847 and encodes 2525 amino acids. Gene Ontology annotation, molecular function: G protein-coupled receptor activity. Gene Ontology annotation, biological process: G protein-coupled receptor signaling pathway.